GAUUGCUCAGAAUAUCUUAGAGAUCUACAAUCAAAUCAAAUCUGAGGAUGGCUGGGGAAUUGAGCGAGGAGGGAGGAGGAGCAGGCAGCUGCUGUGGAAAUGGAAUCGGAUGGACCGGGGACUUCUACAGGGCGGGCAGUCAGUAAACCCCUGGUGACGCGCCGCACCAAGCGGGAUCUCCUGCGGUCCAAUCCCGAUUCAUGGAAGGACAAAUGUAAGGAGCUUCUAGACCUGAUCUACGAGCGCGAGGACUCCGAACCCUUCCGGCAACCUGUCAAUCGAGUGUCCUACCCAGAUUACCAGGACAUCAUAGAGACCCCAAUGGACUUCAGCACUGUGAAGGCCACAUUAGAAGGCAGCAACUACAGCGACCCCCUAGAGUUCUCCCGAGACGUCCGGCUGAUCUUCAGUAACUCCAAGGCUUACACUCCUAAUAAGAAGUCCAGGGUAAGAAGAGUAACAUCACAG
Messenger RNA from Staurois parvus, 468 nucleotides. The record is from the annotation of a GenBank genome assembly. Lineage: Eukaryota; Metazoa; Chordata; Amphibia; Anura; Ranidae.